GGGACUCGCCUCGCCCCGCCCCGCCCCGCCCCCACCGAACCGCCCGCCGCCUUCAGCGCCCACUUCCGCUCCCGCUUAUACUUCCGCUUCCGGAAGGGAAGCUCCGCCCACUGGGGCGCCAUGGCCAGCUACAGCCGCGCGGCCCAGCAAUGGGCGACAUUUGCCAGAUCCUGGUUCCUCAUCGACGGGAGGAUGCAGCCGCCAGGGAAAAUCGCUGCCCUGACGGUGGUCCGGCUGGAGGGGAAGCACAAGCCCGUGUAUCACGCGCUGAGUGACUGUGGAGACCAUGUUGUCAUAAUAAAUACAAGGCACAUUGCUUUUUCCGGGAAUAAAUGGGAACAGAAGGUGUAUACUUCACAUUCUGGUUAUCCUGGAGGCUUCAAACAAGUGACAGCGGCUCAACUUCACCAAAAGGAUCCAACUGCAGUAAGUAUUUCUGGUUCUCUCUUAUGUUUUGUUUUGUUUUCAUGUAGUUAGUUUCCUUUUAGGUUAGGGGAUGUGUUUCAUA
This is a messenger RNA of Alligator sinensis (Chinese alligator), 508 nucleotides long. RefSeq names its product mitochondrial ribosomal protein L13 (gene MRPL13). Bases 121 to 477 code for a protein of 118 amino acids. Gene Ontology annotation, molecular function: structural constituent of ribosome; mRNA binding. Gene Ontology annotation, biological process: negative regulation of translation; translation. Gene Ontology annotation, cellular component: ribosome; mitochondrial large ribosomal subunit. The transcript has 4 exons. NCBI's taxonomy places the organism in Eukaryota, Metazoa, Chordata, Crocodylia, Alligatoridae. The record is from RefSeq and is a predicted model, not a curated record.